UCCUGAUUUUGGAUUAACUUUAUUAGUAUAAAGUAUAUUUAUUUAAUUAAACAUUUUAACUGUUACCUAUUAACUAAUAUGUCUCGAAAUAUAUCUUUUGUUAAACACGCAAAUGCCAACCCACACAGUCAAAUGAUGAUUAUGAAUAAUACAGAUUUUAUAUCAAGAAACUGUAUUGAAGAAGUAAUUGUUAAAAACAAAAUCAUCUCAGAACCCAAAAAAAAAUUCUGUGUGCCGAUCUCUAUUUGAAGAUAUUGACAACGAUGAAGAAAGAGUUGUAGAUCAUCAGUCUGAAGAAAUAGAACAAACGUCUGAAGGCUUCAUAAGUGUGUGGAAUGAUUCAGCUAUUAAACUUUUGAUCGAGCUUAGAAAAGACAAAGACAAAUAUUUUGCAUCAGCCAGGAACAAAAAUAGAUUGUGGGAAGACAUCUCUUCAGAAAUGAAAAAAAAAAAUUAUUGCUUUAAUGCUAACGUCUGUAGCAAUAAGUGGCGUGGAUUGAAAUUUCAAUUUAACAAAGUACACGAUAAUGCAUCAAAAAAAGUUACUGGUAAAGGCUGUCAAACUUGGAAGUAUUAUGACAUAUUGAACGAGUUCUUAGGGUCUACAUCAAAUGUUUCUCCACCAAAAGAAUGUUUGUCUUCUAAAUCAUUUGGUUCACCAGUGUCAAAUACUACAACAUGUCCCAAAAGAAAAUCGCCCAAGGUCUCAGAGAGUGGUCGUGGGAAACAAAAGAUGUUAAGACUUAUGGAAGAAAGGGCAAUCAGAGAUGAAAAGAAAAUAACAAUUCAUGAAAACCUUUUGAACAAACUAACCGAGGCAAAUGAAAUAGAAAAUAAAAAGGUUGAGUUGUUAGAGAAGCUUUUACUUAAAAAUAAUUAUUAAACUAUCAGGGCUGAUUUAUUUAUGUAUUUUCAAAGACUGAAAACUG
Messenger RNA from Acyrthosiphon pisum (pea aphid), 929 nucleotides. RefSeq lists its product as uncharacterized. The transcript has 3 exons. The record is from RefSeq and is a predicted model, not a curated record. Bases 440 to 883 code for a protein of 147 amino acids. Lineage: Eukaryota; Metazoa; Arthropoda; Insecta; Hemiptera; Aphididae.